AUAAAAUUAUUGUGGGCAGUUAUAUGGGAUAUCUCCGAAUCUUUAAUCCACAUCCUGUGAAACCUGGAGAUGGAGUACAACCUGAAGACUUGCUCUUGGAAGUGCAGUUACGAGAACCAAUAUUGCAGGUGGAAGUAGGAAAAUUUGUUUCUGGUACUGAAGGACUUCAUCUGGCUGUGUUGCAUUGCCGAAAACUCUGUGUAUAUGCUGUCUCAGGAACUCUGGGAAAUGUGGAACAUGGGAACCAGUAUCAGAUUAAACUGAUGUAUGAGCACAAUCUUCAGAGAACUGCUUGUAAUAUGACUUAUGGUCCAUUUGGUGGUGUAAAAGGUAAGCUCCUUGUUGCAUAUUCUUUAUUAUUAGUUGUUUAA
Messenger RNA from Fulmarus glacialis (Northern fulmar), 371 nucleotides. Its product is annotated as protein PTHB1-like. The record is from RefSeq and is a predicted model, not a curated record. Lineage: Eukaryota; Metazoa; Chordata; Aves; Procellariiformes; Procellariidae. The annotation marks the transcript as partial. Gene Ontology annotation, cellular component: BBSome; membrane. Gene Ontology annotation, biological process: cilium assembly. The transcript is spliced from 3 exons.